This is a messenger RNA of Bradysia coprophila, 635 nucleotides long. RefSeq names its product reduction of Rh1 (gene roh). The record is from RefSeq and is a predicted model, not a curated record. Lineage: Eukaryota; Metazoa; Arthropoda; Insecta; Diptera; Sciaridae.
AAAAAUACGGUGAGUAGAGCGAAUAGAAUGAUCUUUUCGACAAUAAAACGUACUCAUUUUCUGCAGCAGUAAAGAAAUUCCAUCCAACUUCAUAUUGUGUGAAGCUGUCAUACUUUUCACAUAUAACAUUUUUCCGAUCAUAUUGGUGUGUAAAAGAAUAGUCAAACAUCUGCGAAAAUGUCUGAUGCAGCAGCUAAGCCAGUGGGUCGGCCCAUGAAAUUUCCGUACACAUUCUCAGCAAAAAUUGCCCAGUUUCCCUACAAGUUUUACUUCCAAAAUCAAUGGAUUUGGAAAUUUUACGCUGUUGGUGUGCUAGUUUCGAUCCCACUCUUUUACAAGAUCAGCCAAAUGGCCAAUUCACCUGGUAAUGUUGCCAAAUGGGCUGAAUCGAAACGGAAGGAAGCCGAAUCACAUCAUUAAAAUGUAUCAGUCAGGCGGCAAGUUUUCUAGAACAUCUUUGCUUUGAAUUGUUUCACUUUUAGAUUGUUUGUGUAAUGCCGAAAAACCACACAUUUAAAUAAAUAAAAAAUGUAAAAUCGACUCUGAUUCAAAACUAUGAAAUGAUUGUAGGAGAACGAUUUAUAGUAGUUGUGAAUGGAAAAGUAAUAAACUUCUCUAAACAAGUAAAUUAAAAG